AAUAUCUUCAUUCUUUCAUUGCAUCAAAACUUCAUUCAUUCAUUCAUCCCACACCCCUUUUCAGGGGAAGAGGAUCAUCUCUAACAUCUCCAAAUUUCAAGAAAAGACUAAAAAAAGGACUAGUUUUGAGAGAUUUUGUUGUGAGAAAUGGAUACAGGGGAACUUUACAGAGCUAGCAAUAGCUUGAGAGCACCUAGUACGAGAGGAGGAAGCGCUAGCUACCGCGCAAACAGCUCCAACAUAUGGAGAAACACGGGAAUGGAGGUCUUCUCCCGCUCUGCCCGUGAGGAGGAUGACGAGGAGGCCUUGAGGUGGGCGGCCCUCGAGAAGCUUCCCACCUUCGACCGCCUCAGGAAAGGCCUCAUCUUCGGAUCAAAGGGCGCCAACGAGAUUGAGAUCGAGAAUCUCGGGUAUGAUGACAAGAGGAAGUUGGUGGAGAGGUUGGUCACCAAUGUGGAGGAUGAUAAUGAGAAGUUCUUGCUCAAGCAUAGGAACAGACUUGAUAGGGUUGGGAUUGAAAUACCAACAAUUGAAGUGAGGUUUCAGAAUCUCAACAUUGAUGCACAUGCCUAUAGUGCAAAGAGAUCUCUUCCUACUUUCAUCAAUUUCAACAUCAACAUAAUAGAGGGAUUUCUAAACACCCUUCACUUACUCCCUAGCCAAAAGAAGCCCUUCACAAUUUUGAAAGAUGUUAGUGGGAUAAUCAAGCCAAGUAGGAUGACUUUGCUCUUAGGCCCUCCAAGCUCUGGGAAAACAACCCUUUUGCUUGCUCUGGCUGGAAAGCUUGAUGAAUCACUUCAAGUAUCUGGCAAAGUAACUUAUAAUGGACAUGGGAUGGAAGAGUUUAUACCACAAAAAACUGCAGCAUACAUUAGCCAGCAUGAUCUUCAUAUUGGAGAAAUGACCGUUAGAGAAACGUUAGCGUUUUCUGCUCGAUGUCAAGGGGUUGGCUCUCGCUACGAGAUGCUGGCUGAACUAUCAAGGAGAGAGAAAGCAGCCAACAUUAAACCAGAUCCUGAUAUUGACAUCUACAUGAAGGCGGCGGCGACGGAAGGAGACGCCGCAAAUGUCGUCACCGACUACGUACUCAAGGUCCUCGGACUCGACAUCUGCGCCGACACACUGGUCGGCGACGAGAUGGUCCGAGGAAUCUCCGGCGGCCAGAAAAAGCGAGUCACGACCGGAGAAAUGCUGGUGGGGCCCGCCCGCGCCCUCUUCAUGGACGAAAUCUCCACCGGCCUCGACAGCUCCACCACUUUCCAAAUCGUCAACAUGCUCCGGCAGCAGGUCCACAUCAUGAAGGGCACCGCCUUCAUCUCCCUCCUGCAGCCCGCGCCGGAGACCUACGACCUCUUCGACGACAUCCUCCUCCUCUCCGACGGCCAGGUCGUCUACCAAGGCCCCCGCGAACAAGUCCUCGCCUUCUUCGAAUCCGUCGGCUUCAAAUGCCCGGACCGGAAAGGAGUCGCCGAUUUCUUACAAGAGGUCACGUCGAAGAAGGACCAGGAGCAGUACUGGGCCCGCCGCGACCAGCCCUACCGCUACAUUUCGGUCAAGGAGUUCGCGGACGCGUUCAAGUCCUCCGUCGUCGGGAGGAGCCUCUCGGAGGAGCUAUCCGUGCCGUACGACAAGAGCAAGAGCCAUCCCGCGGCUUUGACCACGGAGAAAUUCGGUUUGGGGAAGAAGGAGCUUUUCAAAGCAUGCAGUGACAGAGAGUACUUAUUGAUGAAGAGGAACUCGUUUGUUUACUUCUUCAAGUUGUUCCAAAUAACGGUCAUUUCCCUUGUUGCGAUGACGGUUUUCUUCCGGACUGAGAUGAGCAAGGAGACUAUAGCAGACGGCGGCAUCUACACCGGCGCUCUGUUUUUCACUGUGAUUAUGGUGAUGUUUAACGGAAUGGCGGAUCUGGCUAUGACGAUUUAUAAGCUCCCGGUGUUUUACAAGCAGAGGGAUAUGUAUUUCUUCCCGCCGUGGGCUUACGCGAUUCCCUCGUGGGUGUUGAAGAUUCCGAUCACCUUCGUUGAAGUUGGUAUUUGGGUUUUUUUGACCUACUACGUCAUCGGAUUCGAUCCUAAUGUUACGAGAUUUUUGAAGCAGUAUUUGUUGUUGCUGGUUGUGCAUCAAGCGGCCUCGGCGUUGUUCAGAUUCAUUGGAGCUGCGGGGAGGAACAUGAUCGUUGCGAACACAUUUGGUUUGUUUGCGUUGCUUCUCCUCUUUGCAUUGGGUGGUUUUGUGCUGUCACGAGAGGAUGUGAAGUCAUGGUGGAUUUGGGGAUACUAUGCUUCACCAUUGAUGUAUUUCCAGAAUGCAAUUUUAGUGAAUGAAUUCACAGGCCACAGCUGGAGCAGAAUCGUAAACGGGACAGCGUUAGGGAUUCGUGUCAUGGAAUCCCGAGGAUUCUACACUGACACGUAUUGGUACUGGAUUGGAGUAGGAGCUUCUGUUGGUUUCGUGUUCCUAUUCAACAUUAUGUACCUUGCUUCUCUCACUUUUCUCAAUGCGUUCGACAAGCCUCAAGCUGUCUUACCCGAAGAGGAAGACGAUCAUGUAUCCUUAACCACAGGAGAAGGCGUUGUUGCGACUGGGAACGACAACAGAGGAAUGGUGCUCCCAUUCAAGCCACAUUCCAUCACAUUUGAUGACAUUAGAUACUCGGUUGACAUGCCAGCAGAAAUGAAAGCUCAAGGAGCUACUGAAGAUAGACUCGAGCUGUUGAAGGGUGUGAGUGGAGCUUUUAGGCCUGGUGUUCUCACAGCUUUGAUGGGAGUUAGUGGAGCAGGUAAAACCACACUGAUGGAUGUGCUGGCCGGAAGGAAAACAGGCGGUUACAUUGACGGAGAGAUUACAAUCUCCGGGUAUCCAAAGAACCAAGCAACAUUCGCUAGGAUCUCUGGAUAUUGUGAACAGAACGAUAUCCAUUCACCAAAUGUUACUGUGUACGAGUCCCUCGUUUACUCAGCAUGGCUGCGUCUGCCAAGCGAAGUGGAUUCAGAGACAAGAAAGAUGUUUAUUGAGGAGGUGAUGGAGCUAGUAGAGCUCAAGAGUUUGAGAGGAGCACUAGUAGGAUUACCAGGUGUCAGUGGUCUUUCAACCGAGCAACGGAAGAGGCUAACAAUAGCGGUUGAGCUUGUGGCGAAUCCUUCAAUCAUAUUCAUGGAUGAGCCCACUUCAGGGCUAGAUGCCCGAGCUGCUGCAAUCGUGAUGAGAACGGUCAGGAACACUGUCAACACUGGACGAACUGUGGUUUGUACAAUCCAUCAGCCUAGCAUCGACAUUUUUGAAGCGUUUGAUGAGUUAUUCUUGAUGAAACGAGGAGGUGAAGAAAUCUACGUUGGACCUUUGGGCCGUCAAUCAAACCAUCUGAUCAAAUACUUUGAAUCGGUUGAAGGAGUAUCAAAGAUCAAAGAAGGCUACAAUCCAGCUACAUGGAUGCUUGAAGUCACCACUUCCGCUCAAGAACUGAUGCUCGGGGUCGACUUCGUUGAUCACUACAAGAAAUCUGACCUAUACCAGAGGAACAAAGCCUUGAUCAAGGAACUGAACGUCCCUCGCCCUGGCACGCAAGAUCUCUAUUUCGCAUCACAGUACUCUCAAUCUUUCCUCACGCAAUGCAUUGCUUGCCUGUGGAAACAACACUGGUCUUACUGGAGGAAUCCUCCCUACACGGCCGUCAGAUUCCUGUUCACAAUGUUUAUUGCUAUCAUCUUCGGCACCAUGUUCUGGGACCUCGGCUCUAAAUGGGACACACAGCAAGAUCUGCUAAACGCAAUGGGUUCCAUGUAUGCUUCCAUCAACUUCUUGGGAUUCCAGUAUGGUUCCACAGUUCAACCCGUGGUGGCCAUCGAGAGAACCGUGUUCUACAGAGAGAGAGCAGCCGGAAUGUACUCAGCCUUACCCUAUGCAUUCUCACAAUUUCUGAUCGAGAUUCCUUACGUCUUUGUCCAAUCCGUCAUCUACGGCCUCAUUGUCUACUCCAUGAUGGGAUUCGACUGGACCGCUGAAAAAUUCUUCUGGUUCUUAUUCUUCUUCUUCAUGUCGUUGCUCAACUUCGUCCUCUAUGGCAUGAUGACUGUCGCGGUCACUCCCAACCACAACGUCGCCUCCAUCAUCUCGUCCUUCUUCUACGGAAUCUGGAACCUCUUCUCAGGAUUCGUCGUCCCACGUCCAAGGAUCCCAAUAUGGGUGAGAUGGUACUACUGGGCAACUCCGAUGGCGUACACCUUGUACGGCAUGAUCAUCACACAGUUCGGAGAGAUUGAGGAUGUCAUGACUGACCAAAACGUCAGUGUGAAACAGUUCUUGAAAGACUACUUUGGUUUCGAGAAGGGCCAGCUCGGAUUGGUGGCCGGAAUGGUUGUCGGAUUCGUUGCUCUUUUCACUUUCAUCUUCGCCUUCUCCAUUCGGACAUUCAACUUUCAGAGAAGAUGAUCGAGGCGGCCAUCGCCAUUUAUCUUCAUUUCACUAAAUUGUAGUAUUAGUAUAUAUCUGAAAUGUGAUUGUUGCUUUAUCCAAUUAAUUAAUUACUAUAGCUUUUUUUCACUUCUUUGUACACUAUCUAUCACAUGAUAGAGAUGUGAAAUGUUCUUUUGCAAAUUUUCUUGGAAUAAAUGAAAUCUUAUUUAUUAAGUAUUUUUA
Messenger RNA from Salvia hispanica, 4635 nucleotides. RefSeq names its product pleiotropic drug resistance protein 1-like. Gene Ontology annotation, molecular function: ATP binding; ABC-type transporter activity; ATP hydrolysis activity. Gene Ontology annotation, cellular component: membrane. The record is from RefSeq and is a predicted model, not a curated record. Lineage: Eukaryota; Viridiplantae; Streptophyta; Magnoliopsida; Lamiales; Lamiaceae.